AUGAAACGUCGAACCAGUAGCAAUAGUAGCAGUAGCAGCAGCAACCUUAAUAGUUUUGGCAGCAACGACAAUAAUGAUAUCAACUUUGACGCAGCACAAUCAACAUCAGUACCUACAUCAAUGGAUAAAGAAUAUUAUCGACAAGUACCAUAUAGAUUUUUUAACAAUGAAUCAGAUACAGAUGCGUGUAAAUUAGAAAAAUUAACGAAUUUAUUUCCUGAUAUGAAAGCAAUUAUUGAAUUAGAAUUAUUUAAAGUGAAUCAUUUAUCAAGUACAAUCGAUCGUCUUUCACGUAUAUAUACAGUUUUACCAGCACUUGAUGUUCGUGAUGAUACACUACAUUUAUUUCUUGGUCCAUAUCAUCUUUCUCUUGGUCCAGCAUUAUUUGCAGCACUUCAUUUUAAAAAUGCUUCAGCAGCAUUAUUGACAGCAUCACGUUCAAUAACAACAGGUAAUAGUGAAAGUCAACGACGUAAACGUCGACGUGAAAUUGUACUUCGUCGAUUUCGACGUGCUGUACGAAAAUUAACUCUUGUUAAAUCAAUUAUUGAUCAACUUCAAUCAGCUUCAAUUCUUACACCAUACAAUCAAUAUGAAUUACAUACACAAGGAAUUUAUGAUCUUGUAUUAGCUGGACAUACACAAUGUUCUGAUUCAACAUUUAUUAAUGAUAAUUUUCUUGAACAAUUACAAACUAUGAAUUCAGUAACAGGUGGUGGAGAACGAAGUCCUUUACUUGCGUCAAAUUAUAUUAAAAUUAAUAAUAUACUUAGUCUAUUAUCUUCACCUCAACAACAACAAGUACAAUCAGUAGAUAAUAGUACGACAAUAGCAACUAGAAAAAUGAUGCGAUUUCCAUCACAUGAAUCAAUUACAAAUGCAACAACUAAUAAUGAUUCUGUUGGUUUAAUAAAUCCUACAACAGUCUGUUGUCAUGUUCAUGAUCAAACACAACCUUAUCUUAUGUUUCCUAUUCGUUCACCAAUGAGUCCUCAACCUAGUCAAAUAUUAUCAUCGGGAAAUCGUUCAAGGCAUAACAGCAAUUCUAAUGUACUUAAGACAUCAUCUACUCUUUCAAGACAAAGUACGGUCAAUAGUUUGCCUGAAUCAACAACUGGUGACAAUUUUAAUUCAGACCAACUAACGUCCAAAUCAUUAUCUACAUCAGCACAAUUAAAUUACGUAGAAACUGAAUUAGAAACACCAACAAAUUUAAUCGUACAACAUCCUUUUGCUCCAUCUCCUCUUUUAUCAUCAUCAUCAUCGACCAUUAAUGAAGACGACGCCCUUAUUAAUCGUAUUUCAUCUCUUUUAACAAGCCACUUGUUAUCGCGUCAAUCAACAUCUACAACAUUGAUAACAUCUAAUAUUUCUCAUGAACACGAGACCAAUUCAAAUUUAAGCGAUAGCGCUAUUUCUCUUUCAACUGGUGGUACAACAGGAGGAAUAAGUAGUGCUAUUAUAGGUAAUCAAUCGUCACCAUCAAUUGUCACCAACGACAUUGAUAAACUUUUACAACGUAUUAAGACAGCUGUUGAUAACAGAUUGUCAAUUGAAAUUAGUAGCAAUAAUCGAAUGCGUCAACCAAAAAACAUACAUCGAAAUUUGUCAUCAAGUCCUAUAAGAACAGCAACAAUUAAUCGUCGUCAACAAUUACUUGCAUUACAUGCUGUAUCAUGUCAAGAUAGUCAUACAGAUGAAUAUGAUGUAGAACAUUCCCCAUCAUUUAAUAAUAAACAUAAAUUGGAUUUUUCAUCUAAAUCACAAUCCUUCGAUGCGACCACCUUAAAUAAUCGCGAUGCGACAACGACAACAACAACUUUAGAUACAAGUAAUAACAUUUACGAAAUGACGACUUUUCAUUCUGAUGAGAAAGGUGUUCAAACCGAUCCUCGUAUUCGACAUGCUCGUUCAAAAUUAUUAGAAACAUUACAAGCAUAUGUAACGGCUGUUAUUCGUUUUCGUCAACAUUUAUUUAAACAAUAUACUCAAUCAAAUACACAUUAUGAACAACAUUAUAAUACAAUGCCUGAAUUACAACAAUAUGAAUAUCGAGAUUUAAUUAAUGUACGAAAAGAAAUUCUUAAUCGUUUCGAAUGGGUUAUUAAUGAACUUGAACAAACAAUUGAAAAUUUACAAGCACGUCGAUUAUCAGUUGCUGAUGCUCAACGAUUUAUUGAUCGGCCAUUAGUUAAAGAAGUAAUUGAAUCAUCUCUCAAUGCCGAUUUACCAUCUGUUGAUGAACAUCAAACUAAUAUAAAUGAUCGACAACGGCCUGUGCCAAGUGAAGAUGAAUGGAGAUCGUAUGCACGUGAUUUACAAGAUACAAAAGAAGAUUUAUAUUUUAUUAAUUCACUUGUUCAUCGUGGGAUCUCCAAAAUCGAUCGAUUGGUAACAUUUACAAAUCUCUAUACAUAG
Molecule: messenger RNA, 2418 nt
Organism: Rotaria sordida
Lineage: Eukaryota; Metazoa; Rotifera; Eurotatoria; Philodinida; Philodinidae
Source: the annotation of a GenBank genome assembly